Messenger RNA from Oncorhynchus tshawytscha (Chinook salmon), 612 nucleotides. Its product is annotated as stathmin-like. Gene Ontology annotation, molecular function: tubulin binding. The coding region runs from base 71 to 514 and encodes 147 amino acids. Lineage: Eukaryota; Metazoa; Chordata; Actinopteri; Salmoniformes; Salmonidae. The transcript has a single exon. Gene Ontology annotation, cellular component: neuron projection; cytoplasm. Gene Ontology annotation, biological process: regulation of microtubule polymerization or depolymerization; microtubule depolymerization; neuron projection development. The record is from RefSeq and is a predicted model, not a curated record.
AAAGUCUGGGUGCUGAGGAGGAGUUGGUUUCACUGUUUGUGAAGGUACAUUGACUCUGUCCACUGCUGAAAUGGCCUCUUCCUGCGGAGAUAUAUUGGUUAAGGAGAUGGACAAACGUGCGUCUGGCCAGGUGUUCGAGGUGAUCCUAGGAGCUCCAGCUCCAGACGCCAAGGGAGAGUUCCCCCUUUCUCCCCCCAAGAAGAAGGACCUGUCCCUGGAGGAGAUCCAGAGGAAACUAGAGGCUGCAGAGGAGAGGAGGAGGUCCCAUGAAGCGGAGGUUCUGAAACACCUCGCUGAGAAGCGUGAGAAGGAGGUGCAAAGGAAAGCCAUGGAGGAGAACAACAACUUCAGCAAGAUAGCGGAGAAGCUUAACCAGAAGAUGGAGGCUAACAAAGAAAACGAGGCCCUUCAGGCAGCCAUGAGUGAGAAGUUCAAGGAGAAGGACAAGAAACUGGAAGAGGUGCGUGCUAAGAAGGAAACCAAAGAGGGCGGUGCCGAGACAUCAAAAAACUGAACAGUUCAGUCUAUGGGGGAAUUGUAUACUAUAGGGUUUUUUACGUAUCCAAAGAUGGAUUUAUAUUUAGUUGAUGGCCAGUAUUUUUGUUCCUUGCC